This is a messenger RNA of Rotaria sp. Silwood1, 252 nucleotides long. The record is from the annotation of a GenBank genome assembly. Lineage: Eukaryota; Metazoa; Rotifera; Eurotatoria; Philodinida; Philodinidae.
AUGUCAAACAAAGCUUCAAGUGAUCGUCAUGCUAUUGAUUCUUCGAAUGGACAGGGAAAUAGUAUCAAUGCUGGUAUUGAUUCAGGUAUUACCUAUGAUCCAUCUCAUCGUGGUUCCUUAACACCAUCGGAAUUAGAUGCAAUUCAUCAAACAAAUAGUUUUAAACAAGCUAAACUAUUAGAAGAAAAAGAUAAUCGUCAAGUGGCUGCUAAAAUGAAAAAACAUGAGCGAGCCAAAAAAUUAGAUGAAUAG